GCCGACCCGCGCCCGCCGGCUUCUUUCCGCAGCGCACCGACCUGCGGCCGGACGGGGGAUGCGCACCCCGCCGGCCUCCGUGGGCCAGGGCAGCGAGGUGCCAGACCCCACCUCUGCUGACGGCGAGCUCCUCCUCAGGGAGCCCGGCUUCUUUCCCGAGGACGAGGACGAGGCUAUGACGCUCGCCCCACCCGAGGGUCCCCAAGAGUCGGACAUGGACGGCCCCAUGGAGAGCACCCAGGGCCUGGAGGGGGCGGUCAGGAUUCCUGCCGAGGAGAAGGACGCGGGCCUCGGGGCCCUGUUCCUGCCGGAGGACAAGUCCCUGGUCCACACUCCGUCUAUGACGACGUCAGACCUCUCCACGCACUCCACCACCUCGCUCAUCAGCAACGAGGAGCAGUUUGAAGACUAUGGGGAGGCGGAUGAUGUGGACUGUGCCCUCAGCAGCCCCUGCCCCGACGACGAGACCAGGACCAAUGUCUACUCGGACCUGGGGUCGUCCGUGUCCUCCAGCGCGGGGCAGACGCCUAGGAAAACGCAUGCGUACAACAGCGAACUGCUGGAUGUUUACUGCUCCCAGUGCUGUAAGAAAAUCAACCUGCUCAAUGACCUGGAAGCCCGACUCAAAAACCUGGAGGCCAAUAGCCCCAAACGAAAGAUCUCUAGCACAGCCUUCGGACGGCAGCUCACGCACAGCAGCAACUUCCGCAGCGGUAACAGCAGCACUGAGGACCUCUUCCGGGACAGCAUCAACUCCUGUGACAACGACAUCACAGAGAAGGUGAGCUUCCUGGAAAAAAAGGUGACAGAGCUGGAGAAUGACAGCCCUACCAAUGGGGACCUGAAGAGCAAGCUGAAGCAGGAGAACACGCAGCUGGUGCACAGGGUGCACGAGCUGGAGGAGAUGGUGAAGGAUCAAAAGACCAAGGCUGAGCACGCCCUGGAGGAGGCCCGGCGCCACCGUGAGGCCUACAGCCGGCUGGAGCGGGAGCGGGGCACGGAGAUCGAGCUGCUCAACACCAGGGUGAAGCAGUUAGAAGAAGAGAACACUGAGCUUAGAACGACAGUGACUCGACUCAAGUCACAAACAGAGAAACUGGAUGAGGAGCGGCAGCGUAUGUCUGACCGGCUGGAGGACACCAGCCUGCGGCUCAAGGAUGAGAUGGACCUGUACAAGCGUGUGAUGGACAAGCUGACGCAGAUCCGCCUUGAGUUCCAGAAGGAGCGGGAGGCGACGCAGGAGCUCAUCGAGGACCUGCGGAAGGAGCUGGAGCACCAGCAGAUGUACAAGCUGGACUGCGAGCGGCCAGGCAGGGGCCGCGGCUCGUCCUCAGGCCUGGGCGAGUUCAGUGCCCGGGCCCGAGAGUUGGAGCUGGAACACGAGAUCAAGCGGCUCAAGCAGGAGAAUCACAAACUGCGAGAUCAGAAUGAUGACUUGAACGGGCAGAUCUUGAGCCUCAGCCUCUACGAGGCAAAGAACCUCUUUGCCACCCAGACCAAAGCCCAGUCUCUGGCUGCGGAGAUUGACACGGCCUCUCGCGAUGAGCUCAUGGAAGCCCUAAAGGAGCAGGAAGAGAUCAACUUCCGGCUGAGGCAGUAUAUGGACAAGAUUAUCCUUGCCAUCCUGGACCACAACCCCUCCAUCCUUGAGAUCAAACACUGAGGCGAGGGGGCUGGCCGCAGAGUGGCCUCGGGACCCCUGGACCCUGGGAUUCAGGGGCAGACCCCGCAUCAGAAUGCGGCCCGGGUCAGGCCUCACAC
Camelus dromedarius (Arabian camel) is the source of this 1761-nucleotide messenger RNA. Its product is annotated as rab11 family-interacting protein 4-like. Gene Ontology annotation, cellular component: recycling endosome membrane; cleavage furrow; endocytic vesicle. Gene Ontology annotation, biological process: regulation of cytokinesis; endocytic recycling. The record is from RefSeq and is a predicted model, not a curated record. NCBI's taxonomy places the organism in Eukaryota, Metazoa, Chordata, Mammalia, Artiodactyla, Camelidae.